Molecule: messenger RNA, 4666 nt
Organism: Notechis scutatus (mainland tiger snake)
Lineage: Eukaryota; Metazoa; Chordata; Lepidosauria; Squamata; Elapidae
Gene: RRP12
Product: ribosomal RNA processing 12 homolog
Source: RefSeq, a predicted model, not a curated record
GACCCGGCACGUGGUUUGGGUCUUUUUCUUUGGCGAGCCGUGGCGAGAACCGAGCGAUAUGGGUCGUUCGGGCAAGUUGCGCUCCGGUACAGCCGGUAAACUUAAGCGUUGGCGCAAAGGGCACAGCAGCGAUAGCAAUCCGGAGGGACGACGUUACCGCCUGGCCGCCCGUGGUCGUCUCCUCGCCCCCCGGUCAGAAAACAGUAACCUGACUGUAGAUGCCCUGAAAUUACAUAAUGAACUGCAGUCAUCAGGACCUCUGCCUAGAGAGAAUACAAAGUCUUUUGUGGUGGAAGAUAACAGUGAAUCUGCUAAGACUCACAAAUCAUCUGCAACUUUCCUGAGUGGCUUGACUGACUGUACUAAUCUCACCUUCAGCAGAGUGCAGCGUCUUUGGGAAUCCAAUUCUGCUGCUCAUAAGGAGAUAUGUGCAGUAUUGGCUGCAGCCACAGAGGUAAUCCGAACACAGGGUGGUACAGAAAGUGAGACAGAAUAUUUUGGUGUGUUGAUGACUACUCUGGAAGCUGUGGAGUCUCCCGAAUCCUUGGCUGCUGUUGCAUAUCUGUUAAGUUUAGUGCUGAAGCGGGUACCCAGCCCUGUGCUGAUCAAAAAGUUCUCCGAUGUUUCCAAGGCUUUUAUGGAAAUUCUAGGCUCACAAGCUUGUGGAGACUCUACUUUGGCUCUACGAUGGGUCCUCUCCUGCCUUGCUACAUUGCUACGAAGACAAAAUCUGUUAACAUGGAAUUACCCUGUGACAAUGCAAGUUUUCCAUGGUAUUCUCAGCUUCACUGUCCAUGUCAAGCCCAAGGUCCGCAAGGCUGCUCAGCAUGGUGUCUGCUCUAUCCUCAGGGGUAGUGAGUUCCUAUUUGGAGACGGAGCUCCUCCACAUCACCCAGCUGCAAUUUCUACUGCUAAGUUCUGCAUUCAAGAAAUUGAGAAAUCUGGAGGUGCUAAGGAGGCCACAACAACUUUGCACAUGCUGACUCUGCUGCGUGAUUUAUUGCCCUAUUUUCCUGCUCCAGCUGUCAAAUCUUGCUGUGAAACCUUGCUUCGAGUUAUGACCCUCAGCCAUGUACUAGUGACAGCAUGUGCUAUGAAAGCUUUUCAUAGCCUCUUCGCUGCCCAGUCAUCUCCAAUGUGUUUGCCAGCUGAACUUAAUGCCCAGAUUAUCAUGGCUCUUUAUGACUAUGUACCCAAUGAGAAUGACUUGCAGCCUCUGUUGGCCUGGCUGGCUGUCAUGGAACGUGCACAUGUUAACCUUGCAAAGCUGCAGUGGGAUCUGUGCUUAGCUCAUCUUCCCCGUCUCUUCAGCGUAGCUAUGAACUGUUUCCUGUCUCCUCACAGCCAGGUGGUGGAUGCUGCCGCCCAGACCCUAAUGGUUUUGCUCAAUGAAUGUGUGGCCCCUCUUGUGACAGAACUAGGACUUGUUUCAUCUGCAACUCCCUCUGGAUCCGCUGUUCACAUUUGCAAGAUGUUCAGAGCGGUGGAAGAAGGUCUGACAUACCAGUACCACGCAGCUUGGGCCUCGGUGUUGCAAGUGUUGAGGGUUUUCUUUAAGGCAUGUGGGCAGCAGUGUCAUCCUAUAAUGCAAAAGUGUCUGCAGUCCCUAGCUGAUCUGCGCAGUUCCUCGCACUUUCCCCACUCUGUGUUGCUUGAUCAGACUCUGGGAGCCGCAGUGGCCACUAUGGGCCCUGAGGUAGUGCUGGAGGCUGUUCCCCUAGAUAUUGAUGGCACAGAGGAGACAUUGGACUUUCCUCACAGUUGGCUCCUUCCUGUGCUCCGAGACCACAUCCAAAGUGCACCACUUGCCUUUUUCUCCAGUCAUUUCCUGCCACUUGCCACUUCUUUAAAAAACAGAGCCACCGAGCUUGCCCAGGCAGGUCAGGACCUAGAAGCUAAGAUCUACAAUACACUCCAGUGGCAAAUCUGGACCUUGCUGCCAAGUUUCUGUAACCAUGCUACAGAUGUGGUUCUCUCAUUCAAAGGACUGGCACGCACUCUAGGCACGGCCAUUAAUGACUGUUCUGAACUGCGGCAGAUAGUGUGCCAAGCUUUGCGCAGGCUAAUUAAUAAGGGCUGCCAAACAGAGGCUGAGCGUGCUGAGGUUGGACGCUUUGCAAAGAACUUUCUGCCCAUCAUGUUCAAUGUAUACAGCCAAGAGGGUGAUGAUAGUGAGAGCUUAGUGCACCGGCGCUCUUUGUUGGACACCAUCCGGGCUUACUUGACAGUUACUGAAGCAGGGAUGGUAAAUUCCUUCCUGGAGAAAGCUUGUGAGAAAUUGACCAGUUCUGAUAGUUCAGAAUUCACUAGGCUUUCCAUUUUGGAUUUAGUGGUGGCGAUGGCUCCCUAUGCUGAUGAAUCAUCUCUGCAUGCUCUGUAUGGCAGCAUCCACUCUUCCCUGCAAAACAAAGAUCAUAGAAUACAGAAAAAGAUUUAUCGGGUGCUAGAGGAAGUGUGUGCCUCUGACCAACCUGCGUGUCGUAAUUUUGUACAAAGUCAUUUGGAGGAACUGAAGAGUGCUCUGUUGGACUCCCUAACCUGUGCAACGUCACCUGCUAAGAGACCCCGGCUGAAGUGCCUCUUCCAUGUUAUCAAACAGCUGACAGUGGAACAUGAAGAUUUUGUCACAGCCCUGGUGCCAGAGGUGAUCCUCUGCACCAAAGAAGUUUCCGUGGGUGCCCGCAAAAAUGCUUAUAAUCUGCUGGUAGAAAUUGGUCACACCUUUAUACGCUUUGGGGUCACUCCAAAUGAGGGAAUACAGCGUUAUCUCCUCCUGAUCUAUGCUGGCUUAACUGGCUCUGUCACUAUGAUCAGCUGCACUGUGCUUGCUCUUACCCGUCUACUCUAUGAGUUCAAAGAAAAUAUUGGGUCAGAUGCUCUGGAGCAGCUGGUGAAACAUGUUUGCCUCAUGGUAGGCUCGCGAACUCGGGAUGUUGUCAAAUCAGCUCUGGGAUUCCUUAAGGUGACAGUGCUGCUCUUGGACACAACAUUGCUGGGUCGGCACUUGGAGACUAUGUUAGAAGCCAUUGGAGGAUUGACAGAUGACAUGAGGCGCCACUUCCGUAUGAAGCUGCGAAAUCUCCUUUCCAAAUUGAUCCGGAAAUUUGGGUUUGAACCCUUGCAGGCUCUGCUUCCUGAAUCCUAUCGCAAAGUACUGCUUAAUAUCCGUAAGGCAGAAUCAAGGAACCGCAAGCGACAAGCUGUGAAAAGGGCUGCAGCCACUUCUGCAGAAGAAGAAAGAACUUUAGCACCACCUAAGGGAGACAGCAUUGAGGAUAUCUUGGCAGACUCAGAUUCUGAUCUAGAAGAUGAGACAGAGAAACAAAAAGGAAGAGCAACCAGGAAAGUGCUAAGGCAACAAAAUCAAGCUUGGCUUAAGGAGGGAGAAAGUGAUGAGCCUCUCAACUUCUUGGAUCCAAAUGUGGCACACAGGGUUUUAGCUACCAGGCCAGGCACUGCCCAAACUGGAAAAGUUAAACAUGAUUUCAACUUAUCAGCUGAUGGUCGCUUAAUCAUAUGCGAAGAGGAAGAACAACCUACAGGGCUGAAUGAGGAGUCAGCAGAUUUAAUGCAGGAAGUUGGAAUCAAGAAUAAGAAAGCUCGGAAACGUCGCUUUCGGGAAGAGGCAGAUGAUGAAGGCCUUCCUGCUGAUUCACAGCCACAAUACAAAGCGGGAGGCAAAGGAAUUCAUCGGCCUGUUAGCAAGAAGGCAGCACCUGGGGCAGAAUACAAAGCAAAGAAAGGCAAAGGUGACAUCAAGAAAAAGGGUGGGCUGGAUCCUUAUGCAUACAUCCCACUGAACCGAGCAAAACUAAACAGGAGGAAAAAAGCCAAACUUCAAGGACAGUACACGAAUUUGAUGAAGGGGGCUCAGCGUGGUGCCCAAGCAGGCAAGAGACUCUUCAAAAAGCAGACCCAUACCUGAAGGAGAAAAGGCCAUGCAGAAUUGAUCUGGAAAUCAGUUCUUUUAGGUCACUGGACUGUGGAUCUGGUUGCUGCUAUUCCACUCACUGAGUUAUUUCUAAAAAAAAUGGAAUGUGGUCAUUAUUGCUGCAUAUUGGCAAUACCUAUUGUUUUCAGCAAAAAGAAUAGUAAAAAAUGCAUACAUCCUCCAAUUUUUAUUUAUGGACCCUUGUAAUAGGGGCUUUCUUACCAGUUAUUCUAGUUUCUUUCACAGCUUAUGAGCAGUGUGAGCAAAUCUAGAACUUUGGGUUAGAGACUGAUUAUUGCUUCCUAAUGAACACUUGAGCAAUACAUAAUAUAAUAAAUUAUGUUUCUUUAGUAUAAUAUAGGCACUGGUCUGUGAAACCUUUUUUCCUGUCUAUUUUCUUUCAGUAUUUGAAGCAACUUGCUAUUUUUGUUUGGUAACUACUACAAAUUCUCCAAGAAGUCUGGAUUUAUUUGGUAGUAGGUAAGAACAGAGGCAAAGUUAAUUAAAAACAAAAGAAUUAUUUCCAAGGAGAACUUGAGAGUUGUGAUCUUAGCUUCUGAAUAAAAUGUUGUCGCUUGGUACUUUUACUGCUACUAUCAGACUAGACUAAUUGGAAAACUCUGGUCAUAGCCCCAGAUCUGAGAAUAAGUACUGUCAUGUGGAAAGCUAACUUCUACAACCAAAUGUGUGAUUUAGGUUUUGCACACAUUUUCUGAUUUGCUCUAUACAAGAAUU